Messenger RNA from Electrophorus electricus (electric eel), 3075 nucleotides. It is a transcript of the gene dync1i2a, whose product is annotated as dynein, cytoplasmic 1, intermediate chain 2a. Gene Ontology annotation, biological process: transport along microtubule. Gene Ontology annotation, molecular function: dynein heavy chain binding; dynein light chain binding. Lineage: Eukaryota; Metazoa; Chordata; Actinopteri; Gymnotiformes; Gymnotidae. Gene Ontology annotation, cellular component: cytoplasmic dynein complex. The record is from RefSeq and is a predicted model, not a curated record.
CGUCAUCGCUAAUGGUAACGAGGAAACAUUUAGCUAACCUCGCUAGCUAGCAAGCUAGUGUACCAACAACAACGGUUUGUGGAAUCAAAUCGAGGAAAACAGCUAUUGGCAUCAUGUCGGACAAGAGCGAACUGAAGGCGGAGCUGGAGAGAAAGAAACAGCGCCUAGCACAAAUCCGAGAGGAAAAGAAAAGAAAAGAGGAGGAGCGCAAGAAGAAAGAGGCGGAGCAGCUGAAGGAACCCGUCGUCCUUCACGAUGACUCUGACUUGGAGAAGAAGAGGAGGGAUGCGGAGGCUCUCCUGCAGAGCAUGGGCAUCACAUCCGAGGUGCCCGUGGUUCCUGCACCCAUGUCUCCCAGUGGUACCCCGAGUGAAGCAAGCAGCCAUGACUCAGGCGAUGGCGCCACGGGCCCCAGGACCCUCCACUGGGACUCUGACCCCUCCACACUGCUGCUGCACUCUGAACUGGGGCGAGGCGCAGUGAAGCUGGGUAUGGUGAAAGUGACCCACGUGGACUUCCCUCCUAAAGAGGUGGUCUCCUACACCAAGGAGACUCAGACACCCACCCAGAGCGAGCAGAAGGAGGAGGAGGAGGAGGAAGAAGAGCUGGCCCCCGCUGAACCAGCGUUGGAGCUGGAGAUAGAGGCGCCAGUACAGAAACAGGAAGAGGAAGCACCUCCGCACGAGCUGACCGAGGAAGAGAAGCAGCAGAUCCUUCACUCAGAGGAGUUCAUGGACUUCUUUGACCACAGCACACGCAUCAUCGAGAGAGCCCUGUCGGAGCACGUGGACGUCUUCUUCGACUACAGUGGCCGUGACCUAGAGGAGAAGGAGGGUGAGAUGCAGGCAGGGGCGAAGCUCUCCCUGAACAGGCACUUCAUGGACGAGCGCUGGUCCAAACACCGAGUGGUCACCUGCCUGGACUGGUCCCCACAGUAUCCAGAGCUGCUGGUUGCCUCAUACAACAACAAUGAGGAGACGCCUCAUGAGCCCGACGGAGUGGCCCUGGUGUGGAACAUGAAGUAUAAGAAAACCACCCCCGAGUACGUCUUCCACUGCCAGUCUGCAGUGAUGUCGGCAGCGUUUGUUAAAUUCCACCCCAACUUGGUGGUGGGGGGCACGUAUUCAGGCCAGAUCGUACUGUGGGACAAUCGGAGUAACAAGCGGACCCCCAUCCAGAGGACCCCGCUCUCGGCCGCCGCCCAUACGCAUCCUGUGUACUGUGUGAACGUUGUAGGCACUCAGAAUGCUCACAACCUGAUCAGCCUCUCCACUGAUGGUAAAAUGUGCUCGUGGAGUCUGGACAUGCUGUCCCAGCCUCAGGACAGCAUGGAGUUGGUGUUUAAGCAGUCAAAGGCAGUAGCCGUUACCUCCAUGUCCUUCCCCCUGGGGGAUGUCAAUAACUUUGUGGUAGGCAGCGAGGACGGAUCAGUCUAUACAGCCUGUAGACAUGGCAGUAAGGCAGGUAUCAGUGAGGUGUUUGAGGGCCACCAUGGCCCAGUCACUGGUAUCCACUGUCACACAGCGGCGGGACCUGUUGACUUCUCACACCUGUUCCUCACCUCCUCCUUCGACUGGACCGUCAAGCUCUGGAGUACCAAGAAUAACAAGCCUCUGUACUCAUUUGAAGACAACUCAGACUACGUGUAUGACGUGAUGUGGUCUCCUGUCCACCCUGCCCUGUUUGCCUGCGUGGACGGGGUCGGCCAUUUGGACCUGUGGAACCUCAAUAAUGACACAGAGGUCCCUACUGCCAGUGUUACAGUGCACGGUACUCCUGCUCUUAACCGGCUGAGGUGGGCACAGUCUGGCCGAGAGAUUGCCGUGGGAGACUCAGAGGGACGGAUUCUCAUCUACGAUGUUGGAGAGCAGAUCGCCGUGCCACGUGGCGACGAGUGGCCGCGCUUCGUGCGCACGCUGGCAGAGAUCAACGAGAACCGCGAAGAUGCGGAGGAGCUGGCCGCCCAGCGCCUGCCGUCCUGAUCCCUGCAGAGACCAGCGCCAUUCCGACAACCAGCCACAGGUUCUCGGUGUAAAAGAAAAACCCCAAACAUGAAACUCCACCUCACUAAACCCCAACAAAGCAUGACGAUGACGAUGACGAUUAGUGCUCAUGAUCUAUAAAAUCUCCCUUUCUGAAAGUUCAGUAAUAUGAUUUGCAUACUGGAUUCUUCCCUUUCUUUGGUUCCGAGUGCAAAAAAAAAGCCAUGGCGUUAACGAUAGUAAAAGGAAUGAAACUGGACUUGGUAUGAUGUCAGCUCUGAAAUCACCAGUGUUCUCAUCUUCAGUACCAGAAGCCUUAAAGCUCUCAUGUGGGACACUUUCAGAAAGCUUGAAUGCUCUGUAGUCAUCCUCAAGAUUGCAUUCAGGGUGAUUUCCAUUGGUAUUUGCACCCAAGCUCCAUAUUACACCUGAAAACAUUCAAACUUACCUUCUAGACUUUUUAUCCACUUACAAAACAGUUGCACAGUCUGUUUUUGUUUAGCUGGCUAUAAACUCUAGAACUAGUUGACUGGCAUGUUGAGGUAUGCUCACAAAUUCACUUUGGAAAGGUUCUACUCGGAUUAGUUGUAUUUUCCUAAACAGUCACUCCCACUACAAGUUUCAGGAGAUUAAUAUAAUUAAUCUGAGGGAAAACUAUCAGGAAUUGUCAUAUUUCUGUCUUUUACAAAUUCAGAUGUUUUGGUUUACCUCUCUUACUGCUCUUUAACUUCAAAUGAGUGUCAGAGUGAAUUUAUGAACACACGCUAGAUGUGCGUAGUCCGUUGGGGCAGCUACGGUUAAAAACUCACCUUCAUCUAGCACUUCAUCUCUGGCUCUUGAAUGCUGGUUAUUGAUAAAACGCUGUACGUCUUUAUAACCUCCGCUGAAGCUCAAUCACAUAUUUAUUAUGCCCAGCGAGACGCUGUACGGUUGUCCUCGGACUUGCGAGCAUUUCUUAAGCCAUUGUUUUUUCAAACUGGCUCCUCUUCCGGCUUUCCGAGUCCGCGUGCGACCUGAAUGGGAAGGUAGUUUCUCCUCAGCCUCUUUCGAAUGUCUUUGUAUAUCUCUAUAAAAUCUUCUUUCUAAACCCAAA